AUGUCUUCUACAAGCGCCGAAGACUCCAUCCAGGGGCCCACUCGUUCAAGGCCGAUACUGAGGCUUGAUAUUGCUUCCGCUUUGAGGUCGGAAGACGCGAGAACGCCGAUUCUAAUCGGAGAAUAUCAAAUUCCUAUCAUGUCUCUGGAAUCGGCAAAAAGUGAAGUAUCAAAUCACCCUCUUCCAGACAUCGUAGAACAGCGUGAGAAUUCAAGAGACAGACUUCACCGCUCUGGUGAUGCAGGGACUCACGACUAUCUCCAUUGGGCUUUAGAACAUAAUGGCAAGCAGCCAUGCAACUCAUGGGAUAGUUGCAGCUGUGUGGGCGGCAGUUAUGAAACUGACUCGGAUGAAUCUGAGCCAAUGACGGAAGGCGAACUCGCCCAGAGACGAAUCAGACUCCAGGAGACGUACAGAGACUUAGAAGCCUUGACGCCGAGUCCGGUGAGCUCUCAGCUGCAUGCUGGAGAUACGAAUUAUGAAGCCACAGAGGCCAUAGACACGGACCUUUCCGAUUUCCUAUUCGUGGAAAAUGGCCUCCACAGGGAAGAUAUCGCAGUCGAAAACCAGAACAUGAGCCAAACAUCGGAAGAUGCAGUCGGUGCAGUAGAACUCUUGGACGAUCUGCAAUCCGAUCUGGGCAACGCCACAUCUAUUAUAGAAGACGGCCAAGAAAGUAUAAAGAACGGUGGGACUAACAAGACAGUCGAAGAACCAGAGGUUGGUCGUCGCACAAGAUUCCACGAACACUUGAAUUCACUCGAUGCACCAGGAUUCCGUUUGAGUUUGGCCGGCCUUGCUCCCCUUCAACAGUCUGCCCCAAGGGAAGACUCUAACAGUGCUAUCGAGACGACUAUUUCUGACAAUGAUUCUGAGCACGCUUCCACCGCUUCGCGGCACAGGGGAAUAUUCAUUCCAACAUGGCUAUGGUGCGUCUUAUGGAUCGCUCUCAUUGGCUUCUUCAUAGGCUUCUUCAUCAUGAUGAGCUUAUUCAUUGCGUUUAGACAUGAGGGCAUGCUUCACGUAGGAAAGGUUUCGCCAUGCAGUACCCCUCAGCCAUGUGUGUGUGAUAUUUCGCCUUCACCAUUUAAUAGUGCACAUGGCCUGGAUGAAAGAAACUAG
Molecule: messenger RNA, 1122 nt
Organism: Colletotrichum godetiae
Lineage: Eukaryota; Fungi; Ascomycota; Sordariomycetes; Glomerellales; Glomerellaceae
Exons: 1
Coding region: 1-1122 (373 amino acids)
Source: RefSeq, a predicted model, not a curated record